UUUUAUUUUACAGAGAGAGAAAGACUUAGAAUGGUCUAAUAUUGCCAGUCAAUGGUUGAUAACCUUCUCUCUCCCCCUUUAAAUGGUCUGUAUUAUAUAAAACGAGUCUACGUUUCUCUUUCUUGCUGUAUAGCUCCAGGGUCUUUAAGAGCUGCUGAAUCUUAUUUGAGGUGGCCUGGUCGACUUGUUUUGUUUGAUCACCAAACUUUUAAUUUCUCCUUCUUUUCCGUACCUGGGUGUUUUGCUAUUCCUAGUUUUGUGGAGCCUGCUGAGACAAAUGGAGCAACGUUCGCAUGUACCGCAGUUUGGAAAUUGGGAGAGUGAGGAGAAUGUUCCUUACACCAUGUACUUUGACAAGGCCCGGAAGGGUAGAACUGGGGGGAAGUUGAUCAAUCCAAACGAUCCUCAAGAAAACCCGGACAUACUUUCUAGUUUUGAAGCUCCAGAUCCAGCUCCUCCCAAAAUCACAGCUGAACCUGAGAAUCAAAGGGGACAGGGAGCAGUUAGAACCGAGCAACGGAGGAGCAGAGAAGAUAGUGAACAUAGACAAUACAGGGACUCUCCUGCACGUCAUGAUGAUACAAGCCGCAAAUCUGUCACUGAAUCAAAUCAUCAACGGCAGGGAGGGCGAGUAGUCGGUUCUGGUGAAACUUACAAGAGACCUGUAAGAAACAGUGUUGGGUCUGAGAACAGCUUUGACCAGUCGCCUCUGCACAACCAGGCGAGAAACACUGGGAGAGGUAGUGGGGAUCCAUCCUCUCCUGCUUGGGAAGGGAAGAAUCUUUACAAAAAUAGCCAUGGGACACCCGGAAGAUCCAGAAUGAAGCCAACUGCUAGAGGCGAUGAAAGUCCUGAUGCAGGUGCUGCAGUUCCAAAAUUCGGUGCUUGGGAUGAGAAUAACCCGGCAUCAGCUGACGGCUAUACUCAUAUCUUUGACAGAGUGCGACAAGAAAGGAACAAUGGCCCGAGAGCUCCGGGCAUGGCAAGUCCAUCUCCAUACAACAACGUUCAUCGGCAAAAAGCAAGCGACAGCGUCAAGUGUUGUUGCUUUCCAUGGGGGAAGAAAUGAAGUUAUCUAAAUUGAUUGAUGAUGAUGAUGGUGAGACUGAGAGCUGUAAAUACUUUGCAGUCUCUCUGCAAAGAGAGUAAGUUCAUUUAAGUGUCUCUCUAAUGGUAAUGGUGUGAUUUAUUAUGUCAUAAUAAACAUAGGCUUUUGAUGAGAAAGGUUUUCCUUUUGUUGAGAAAGGUUUUCCUUUUGUUUUGUCCAUUUUGAUUUUCUGGUAGUAGAUUCUUUGGUUCUAUUUGAAUUCUUAAUGUAUUCUGCUCUCUGUUUUUAUCUCUGUUGUAUUAAUUAAGAUAUUCAUCUAAUACUCAGCCGGCUUAUUUGUAA
Mangifera indica (mango) is the source of this 1390-nucleotide messenger RNA. Its product is annotated as RPM1-interacting protein 4. The transcript has 4 exons. The coding region runs from base 278 to 1069 and encodes 263 amino acids. Lineage: Eukaryota; Viridiplantae; Streptophyta; Magnoliopsida; Sapindales; Anacardiaceae. The record is from RefSeq and is a predicted model, not a curated record.